Molecule: messenger RNA, 717 nt
Organism: Meloidogyne enterolobii
Lineage: Eukaryota; Metazoa; Nematoda; Chromadorea; Rhabditida; Meloidogynidae
Source: the annotation of a GenBank genome assembly
AUGUUCCCAACAACUUUAUUAUUUAUUUUAUUUUGUCUAAAUUUAUUUUCUCGUGAUAUUGAGGCGGAUGAAGAAUCCUUUUACUCGUUAUUGGGAGUUGAACAAGACGCGGAUUUGUUGACGAUUCGAAAGGCUUUUAAAAGUUUGGCUUUGGAGAAGCAUCCAGAUAAGAAUCCGGACGACCCAAACGCCCAUUCAAUAUUUGUGCGUAUCAACCGUGCCUAUGAAGUAUUAAAAGAUGCUGAAUUGAGAAGAAAAUAUGACCAAUUUGGCGAGAAGGGGUUGGAAGAUGGCGGUGGGGGAGAGCAACAUUAUCAAAGCUGGCAGUUUUAUAAUGAUAAUUUUGGGAUUUAUGACGAUGACCCAGAAAUUAUUACUCUUGGCCGUGGUGAUUUUGAAGAGGAAGUGUUUCAAUCGGGAGAGAUUUGGUUUGUCAAUUUCUACUCGGCUUUUUGUUCUCAUUGUCACCACUUGGCGCCAAUUUGGCGUGAAUUGGCUAAAAGAGUACCUGAAGGUGUGGCGAGGAUUGGGGCUGUUAAUUGUGCAGAAGAUCCGGGACUUUGUAGAAGCCAAAACGUAAUGGGUUAUCCUUCUUUGAUUGUUUAUCCGCAACAGGAAUGGUUUCAAGGUUUUAUUGGUAAUAGUUCGGUUUGUACCCCCCUCCCUUUUUUCCUUCCUAAAAGUAUUAUAAAAUGGUCAGUCAGUCAAAAGUUGUAG